AUGCGAAACCUGGAGAGUUGGAUCUUUAUUAAGGUGAGCGAGGAGCGAGACAAGAAGAAGACCCAACUCCUCAACAAAACACGUAACCUAGAACAAGCACAAGCACCCGUGCGCGAACCGUCAGCCGUCCACAACCUAUCAUCUAAACAGCUAACAGACGACCAAAUUAAAGUGCUUCAACAUGAAUCCGGCUACAACACAGGAGACGCACAGCCAGUAGACUUUAUCGCUGCACUAGAAGUGGCCCUCUCAAAAACGGAUGCCGCAGAAGACUCCAAGAACGCGAUUCGCCAACGAGUCGCAUCCCUCAUCAUAUCCCAUAGGCCACGCCGAACCAUCACCUCGGCCGAGCUCAAGGCCAUAAGGGAAUUAAAGAAUGACGACGAAAUUGUCAUUGUUCCAUCGGACAAAGGACGGGCAACCGUAGUGCUAGACAAGUCGGAGUACGUUGCCAAAGCGCAGCAGCUAAUAAAUGACAAUCGAUCGUAUAAAGUCAUCGACUCCGACCCAAAGAAAGCACUGGUAGGCAAGAUCAACAAGAGCCUGAACCAGAUGAGGAACGAAAAUGCAAUAUCAGAAAAGGAUUGGAGACAAAUGAAACCACAAGAUGCUGCCCUAGUGCGCUUUUAUGGUUUUCCGAAAAUCCACAAGCCAAAUGUUUCCCUACGGCCCAUUGUGGCGCUGAAAGGUACGCCUACCUACGGACUGGCUAAGUGGCUCGCCAAGCAUUUAAAGGGGCUGACAGAUGGCUCAGAACACACAGCCGUAUCUUCAACACACUUCCUGGAAAAACUCGAAGGGGUUGCAAUAGCCCCCGACGAAGUAAUGGUAUCCUUUGACGUCGUCUCUCUAUUCACCUCCAUCCCAAAAGAAUUGGCCACGAAAGUCAUCAAUGACCUACUGGAGAGAAAGUACGACGAAGAGGGGAAACCGUUUAAGCGGAAGCACGUGAUGGAACUAUUGGACUACUGCCUACGCACGUACUUCACUUUUAAUGGUCAAAUUUACGAGCAAAUCCAGGGAACCCCAAUGGGGUCUCCGAUUUCCGGCCAUCUGGCUGAGGCGGUCAUGCAGGAACUGGAAGCUCAAGUCUUUCAGUCCUACAUGCCAAAAUUCUGGAUGCGCUACGUGGAUGACACCUUUGUCAUCCUACCUCGAGACAUGAAAGAGACGUUCAAAAACAAUUGA
This is a messenger RNA of Spirometra erinaceieuropaei, 1188 nucleotides long. The record is from the annotation of a GenBank genome assembly. Lineage: Eukaryota; Metazoa; Platyhelminthes; Cestoda; Diphyllobothriidea; Diphyllobothriidae.